This is a messenger RNA of Ostrea edulis (European flat oyster), 2435 nucleotides long. RefSeq names its product tyrosinase-like protein. The transcript is spliced from 5 exons. The record is from RefSeq and is a predicted model, not a curated record. Bases 190 to 2343 code for a protein of 717 amino acids. Lineage: Eukaryota; Metazoa; Mollusca; Bivalvia; Ostreida; Ostreidae. Gene Ontology annotation, molecular function: oxidoreductase activity.
GUCAUUUCAUCGUGUGAUUACGAUAAAAGAUAUGGCGAACAAUUAGACAAGGGAGUUCGUACUCCAAAGCGCUUGCGAAGAUUCCCUCAAGGGGCAUUGUUGUUGCAUGAUUGAUGGGGGUGCAUUAGUCACGUGAUCGUCAAGAUAUUCUUGUGAAAUUUUGGUUCCCUACAAUACAAUUUGAACAAGAUGCAGUGUCUUUCACUUUUUAUCAUAUUCCUCGUCACCAUUGGAACUCACGCUGUGGUGUGGGAGAGUGAACUUCCAGGCCUAUUCAAGGAGUGCUACAAUUUCUAUUCCCGUAUCGCCGGAUCACAUAACACACCUGCCUAUGCCAUUCAGAGUCGGUGUAUCAAUUCCUACUUGUGGAAAACAUCGUUUGUACGUUACCAUAACACUUUCAGCACCGAAGGCCUUAAUUACAUCAAGUCCCUCCAGAGAGAGAUGGAGGUUAAAAAGCGCCACUCUAGGUACAAGAGACAGACCGCUGAACCACCAGUAGUGCGCAGAGAGAUUCGAACUCUGAGUGACGCAGAACGAGAGGCCUUCUUUAAUGCUGUAAACACAUUGAAGAAUGAUGGGAGCUAUGAUAAUUUGGCAAAUAUGCACACAGGAAUUGCCCUACAGUCAGGCCACGAAGGACCAGCAUUCUUGUCGUGGCACAGGGAGUACCUGCUAUUGUUGGAAACAGCUCUGAGGCGUGUUGAUCCCUCCAUCGCUCUACCGUACUGGGACUCUACGAUGGACUUUGACAUGGAAAAUCCCAUUGAAACAUCUUUUUUCUCAUCAGCACUUGUUGGAAACGGUGAUGGAAUCGUAGUAAACGGUCCAUUUGCUGAUUGGCCAGCCAGACCAGACGGACAGAGAUUGGCGCGAAAUAUCGGUGUAGUUGGAUCUUUACUCACGCCAGAUGGUCUUAACAUGUUCCUCAAUGAUCCGACUAUCAAUAGGACGAGUCAAAUUGUUGUAGGAACUGGCAUAGAGUUGCCAAAUACUUUGGAAGGACAACAUAAUAAUGUCCAUAACUGGGUGGGUCGGGACAUGUCAGGACAGGAAACGGCCGCUCAUGAUCCCGUCUUUUUCUUAUUCCAUGCCCAUGUUGAUUAUGUGUGGGAAAGAUUCAGGGAAAAACAGAUUGCUCUAGGAUCAGCAAAUCCGGAAACCGAUUAUCCUAUGAUAAAUACGACGCUUCAUCUACCUGACCGAUCGAUGGAUGGAUUCCCCAAUGUAACAAAUAUUGGUGGAUUUAGUAAUCGAUAUACUAGAGACAUCUAUACCUAUGCCAAUGCCCCCGAGUGCGCUGAUGGAUGUGGCGGAUCUCGUUUUCUUCGAUGCAGUAACUCAAUUAAUAGGUGCGUCGCUCUUACCGCAGCAGAAGUCGGUGGCGCCAGUGAAACAAAUCAAAAUCCACCGAUUGAUAUGGGAGGAUUUGAAUUCCCUACCACAUUUAAUGACCCAAGAACUCGAUUCGCACGUUCGACUAAACGAAUUAGAAAGAAGAGAGAUAAUUAUCACAUACAGCGACUGCUAACACAAAAACCAAACUUAUCAAGAAAACAUAUGUUUCAUACUAAUCUUCAUGAGUAUAGUUUUGAGAACAAAGUCACAAGAGUAAGAAAAACAAAAUACGGCUCUCAGCCACCCCAGAUCAAGCCGUCAACACGGGUGCUAGAGAGGGGACAACAAAAUUUGUUCUCCAUGGACGGUGUGGCAGAUAUUACUAGAUGGGCAUAUAUUCCUGUCAGAAUUAUCAACGAAAGAGAUAUCUUCAGUCCUGCUUUUAAAAGUCCUCUCGUUUUGCACGGACAGUUUAUACCAGGUGCCGAUCCGUACAACCCCCUAGUCUACAAUGCUUUACGACCAUUGUUUCAGUUCAACAAACAAAAGAUGGCUACCUUCCCGACAUGUUCGCGUGUAGAUUCAGGUGUGAAGAAAGUGUACAUCCGGUCGGACGGCCUGACUUACGCAGGAAAUUUCGUAGAUUAUGCUGUGAUAGACGAAAGGCAGCCGAUAUCGGAAACAGUUACAUAUGUGGCGGUAAAACAUCCUAAAUUUGGACCAGGGAAGGCUAUGAUUACGGCUUAUGACUCUUCGGGAAGAGUUUGCGAGCCAAAAUGUUUGAUACCGGGUACAUUCCCGCCCUCAUAUCGCUCUUGUUCGGGUAUUAUAACCAUUUCAAACCUUCUUCCAAAGAUGUAUGGUGAUGACUAUGGUGAAGCCGUGAAGAAUCAGUGGAACUUUGUUUCUGGUAACUGUCCCUCGCAACAGAGCAGUCCCGUCUUCCUCACGUUCUAUUGUUCACCCUCUGUGCAAUGGCCAUGGAAGAAAUGUUUAAAUUCGUAGCUCUCCAUGGUUUGUGUGACUAACUGUGGUCAUGGUGUUAAUCUUGUUUGGCUUGUGUCUCUUCUUUCUUUACAAUAAAAAAAGAUAUAAUG